Messenger RNA from Bactrocera oleae (olive fruit fly), 1347 nucleotides. Its product is annotated as serine protease inhibitor 27A. The record is from RefSeq and is a predicted model, not a curated record. Gene Ontology annotation, molecular function: serine-type endopeptidase inhibitor activity. NCBI's taxonomy places the organism in Eukaryota, Metazoa, Arthropoda, Insecta, Diptera, Tephritidae.
UUUCGCGGUACACUCCGUACAGAGCAAUUCGAAAGUGCGGUCGAAAUUUCUAUUGAAACGAUUGAUACGCCGCCGCAGUGGAAUUAAAACAUUGUAUUAAAUAUUUGGAACUGGGAAAAUGGAAGUAUUAAAACAAACAUAUACGUACAAACUCGAACGGCACUUCCUUGUAAAAUUGUUAUUUAUCUUGAGUGCGACAGCACUGGUUUACGGGCAGAAUGAUGGUUUUUCCGAGAACGUGGAUGACAACGUUUACUCAUGGUAUAUUUUGGAUGUAACGCGAAUAUUACAAAAGGCCAAAAGUAAUAUUAUUAUUUCACCAAGCAAUAUAAAAGCACUACUGAAAACACCUCCGCUCGUGGAUUUACGUUUUGGAAACGAUGAAAUAAUGUUAGGACAAAACGUAAUUUUCGCAGAAUCAAAGGAAAUUUUAAUUAGACCGGAAAAUUUAGAAUUGUUUUAUGAUUGCAAAAUUCAAGAGGCAUCUUUCACUGAUAAAAAUCAGCUAAUUACAACUAUUAACAAUUGGACUAAGAGCACAACGGAUGAAAAUAUGCUUAAAUUAAUUGAAUCGAACUUAGAAAGAACUGACUUGCAAGUAUUAAUUUUAAAUAUGCUCAAUUUUAAGGAGACUUUACAUAUGAAUUUCAAGUUUACACUAAAUGUUACAUUUCAUGAAAGACCGGACAGCACAAUCAUAUUACCGGCUGUAGAAACAACUGAAUAUUUGAGGUAUCUUGACUCGCAAAUUUUGGAUGCCAAAAUAUUAGAAUUACCUUAUAGUAAUGGUUAUUUUAUGUAUAUUCUUCUACCGCAUACCAAACAAGGUGUUAACGAAAUGAUCAAUAAUCUCGGCUACGAACAGCUUAAGCGUAUCCAAUGGAUGAUGGAAGAACGGCGUGUGAAUGUAGUAAUGCCCACAUUUAAAUAUCACUUCAUGACAAACAUGAGAGAGCAUAUUCAAAAGAACUCUGCACAUCGGUUUGAUAUUGAUUUUAAACCUACAUUUGGCGUUGAAACGGAGAAAGUAAAUAUUUUGCAAACAACAUCCGUUCAGUUCAAUGGAAGCGGAAAAGCUCGAGUGGAAGACUACAAAAAAACUCGAGCAAUUAAAUAUGAAAGGUUUCAUGUAGAUCGACCUUUUGCUUUUUAUAUUGAAGAAAAGAACACAGGUCGGAUUGUAUGUAUAGGCAAAGUUUUAAAUCCAAUGCUUUAAGAGCAGAUUCUCAUUUAUAUGUUCUUAUGUACCAUAUAUAUAAUGAUAUGUAUGUAUAUAUACAUAAACAUUUGUAUUAUAGACGAAGAAGUCAAAUGCAAAAUAAAUUUUAUAAAAUAAUACGUAACAAA